ACACGGCUUCUUGGAAUGCCAGUGCGAGUCGACCAUCAGACGACGGCACCGUCACUUCCAGUAACCAGCAAGACUCUCAGAAACCCUCGAGGUUCCACAUUCGGGAUUACGGCCUCCAGGGACCUAUUCCCUGGACUUACAUCCGACCUUCCGUCCGCGAUGAGUUUACUGUCAACGGCUCGAUCCAAGCCGUUGAAAAUUUCCGCGGGAUGGAUUCGUACGAUUCCGGAGCGAAGGAGUUCGUCUGGCCAACCGAACAAAUCGACAAUUAUCGGCGACAGGCGGAGGAGCGAGCCCCGAAAGUUUGCCCUUAUGGAGUCAAUAGCACCCUAUCGUUUUACGAGGCGUUAGACAAGUACCCUGUGAAAGGGAAAUCGGUGCUGGUGGUAGGGAGUCAAAUCCCUUGGCUAGAGGGGAUUCUCUUGGCAUUUAAAGCUGGAUCAAUCACGACUGUUGAUUUCAACAAACCGGUUGCAGAUUAUCCCGGAUUGAGGCUGUGGAAUAUUCCUGAGUUGGACGCUACAGAUGAAACCUUCGACGUGGUAGAUUCUUAUUCGUCGCUGGAACACGAUGGGCUGGGGAGAUAUGGCGAUCCGCUAAACCCGGACGGGGAUCGGUUGAGAAUGAUGAAG
This is a messenger RNA of Closterium sp. Naga37s-1, 632 nucleotides long. The record is from the annotation of a GenBank genome assembly. Lineage: Eukaryota; Viridiplantae; Streptophyta; Zygnematophyceae; Desmidiales; Closteriaceae.